Molecule: messenger RNA, 5693 nt
Organism: Schistosoma turkestanicum
Lineage: Eukaryota; Metazoa; Platyhelminthes; Trematoda; Strigeidida; Schistosomatidae
Source: the annotation of a GenBank genome assembly
AUGUCUGAAUCUCCUAAAAAGUCUCAGUCGGCUGUUCAUCCUGAUCCUGAAGAAGUCAGAGUACUUGAAUCAAGCCUCAAGACAAAACAUAGGCACAAGUCUCGUCAGCUUUCUGACUUGCCAGAAAGUGAUGAAGCAAAAUUAAACACAAAUCAGUCCAAUGCCGGUGAAUCGGCUACUAUGAAGCCUCCUGUUGUGAAGAAAAGAAAGAAAUUAAACAAGAAACAUGUGACUGCUCGUUCAAGUGAUACGACUGCUGAGAUGAUAACUAGUGUUCCUUUGGUUGAAAUAACACCUUCGGGCGAUCAUCAAAGAAAUAUCGUAGAAGCAGAACCAGUUAAAAGUCAAAUUAUACAAAAAGAACAUUUAUCACUUCCAACUUUACCGCCUUUAUCAACCGUUAAAUAUGAACAAUCGAAACAAUUUGCAAAAUCAAAAUCACCUUAUCCAUCAUUACCAGAAAGAAUGCAACGUUUACGUCGAAAUACUGCAUUGAGUGAAUUAUCUACAAGUCCUGAUUUAAGUUUAAGUGAUUUAAAAGCUAUGGACAAUUUAAAUCAUCAAAUCAGUGAUUAUGAAUUUUUCAUCAAAGAAUGGUCAGAUCAUGAUGAUCAUUUAAAACAAAAAGAUACUACUGAUGAUUUGCAUUCCACAUCGGAUCUACAAAAUUUAUCAAUGAAAUUAUUUAAAAGUAAUAAACAUUCACGAAAGAGAACUGAAUCAACAACCAUUGAUAAUAAUUCAUUUGAGACUAAUCAAGAAAAUCAACCACUGCUUGGGUUUGUUGAAAGAACUAAACAAGAUCUUUUAUUAGUUGGUCGUGCAUCCAGUUUAUCAAAUCAACAACGCAUUAAAUAUGAAUCGAAAUUUCUUUACUAUCCAACCGAUACAGAAAUUUCACUUGAAUUAAAAACUGGCGGUAAACUACCACGAUAUUUGGAAGAUGAAGGUUAUUACAUUGGAAAACUACCAUAUGUGGCGCCAACAAAUCUACGUCGUUUGGAAAAUCGUAUACUCAAAGAAAUUCAAAUGAAUGUCUAUGAAAUAAAGUCGAUAAGUGAUUUUCAAUCAACUGAUAUGCAAUUACUCAAUGGAACAUUGCAAAAUGAAGAGUUUGAAAAUGAGAAACGAUUGAAAUUUCAGUCAUGGUUUCGAGAAGACAGUUUAUUCGAUAUGUUACCGAAUCCUUUACGAAAUAUUCCGUCGAGACCGACUUUAUGGAAUGAUCAGUUUAAUCCAGUACCUGAGAAGUUACAAAUAUUCUAUGUACCUCCGUUGUCAUUUGAAAUGACACAACAUUUAUUCAAUAUGGAGUCAAGAGGUUUGGUAACAUCAAAAAAUCUAUCCACCACAGCAGUAUCAUUAUCUCAACGUAAUAAACAUGAUCACAGUGUGGAAUGUCGUCUCCAUGUGGAUAUUCGUAGAAUUACAUUUGAUUUUCAUCCAAUCUUUAGUUUAGAACAUGUUCAUGCACAAAAUUUACGUCAAAUUAUUCAUGCUUAUGAAUUAACCUUGUCAAGAGAUCAAGUGAAUGCAUGUAUUCAACGUAUUAGCGCCUUGAAACGAGCAUUGAAACAACUGGAAGCAAAACGUAACAAUAACGUGAAUAGUUUCAGUGAAGAUGAACUAUUAGACAUGGAUUAUCGUAUUGAAGAUUAUUAUCAUGAAAUAAGUUUAAUGCGUCGUGCAAGAAAUCAUGCAGAAGCUUAUGAAAAAGGAUUAUUAACUUCAGCACUUCGUGCAUGGAAACGUGUUAAAGAAUCAAGACAAACUAGCGGUUGUACAAAUACUACAGUUCGUUUAAAAAUCACAAAACAAAUCACCAAUGUUGAACAAGAUCAAAUCGAUUGGGAUCAAGAAUUGGAUGAUAUAGUCAAUGAAGAAAAACAUGAAUAUGAUAAAAAAAUUUUGAAAGAACAAAAACUUUACGAAGAAGAAUUAGUAAAAUAUAAAAAAGAGAAAAAACAACUGGAUGCUGCCCUCAGGAGACAACGUUUACGUGAAUCAGGUCAGAUGGGCGGUGAGUUAGAGGAUAAUGCUGAAUUGGAACGUAACGAUGCACAAAUUUUAGCACAGAAAAAGCUAAGAAAUCCACCAAUCAGUCCAAAACCAUUUAAUGCUCAAGCAAUACGUGAUGAAACAGAAAUGAAUCUACGAAAAUUUAGACGAUUACCAAAUGAACCAAAAAUCAGUGUUAGUUUAUUGGAGGAUGUGAUUCUAUCGUCAAAUAAUGAAUGUUCAAGAACUGAAUUGAAUCGUCGUUUAAAAUUACUUGAAUAUUCAUAUUUUAUUAAAUUGUAUUAUAAUAAUAAAUUAGUUGAAACUAGUCAACUUCAAUUAUUAAAUCAUAAUUUCACACUUGAUUUUCAUUGGAUUCUUCCUAUACAAAUUCGUCAUAAACCAGAAUCGAUUGUAGCUAAAUUAUUUGAAAAACAUGGUUGGACUUCACAUCAAAUAGCUGAAUUUCAUAUUGCCUUGCCAAAAUAUACAGAUAUUGAAAGUCGUUCUGAAGCAGAUCAACUCAAUAUGACAUCACCAUCAUCUGAGCUAGAUUUACAGCAUAUACGAUUCACUGUAACAACUGGUUCAUCGCUGAAACUUAUUCAUCCCAGUAAAUCAUCUAGCCAAAAACCCUCCAAUGUAUCAUCAUUGACAACAUUUCCAUCAUCAGCUACGCUAUCGUUUGUCGGUGCACAACCAAAAAUCCUGUUAGAAGAUUUAGAUGGUUCAGGUGAGAAAAUUAUUUGUUUGUCAACAACUGGUACAUUGUAUGCAACUGCCAAAUGGAUAUCAUCGAAUCCUUCGUUGAUGAAUACAUUGGAUAUUGAAGCAUGUAAUAGAUAUUCAACUAGGUCUUUGUAUUCACGACAUUCAAUGAAAAAACAUGCGACCGACUGGCAAUCAUUGAUUUAUCCAACCACGUUGUAUUUACAAUCGAAUCCUUUAUUUCUCAAUGAUCCAAUGAAAACUGACAAUCGACAAGAUGACUACUACAAUACAUCAAUCCUUGAUCCGAAUAAUACAAUGGAUGCGAAAUUGUUAAAUUUAAUACAGACUGCAACCGGUACUCAUCUCUUACCGAAUACAUUUCAAACAACGACAUCGAAUCCUAAAGUGUUAUGUCAUACCAGAGCAAGUGGUGUGAAUUAUUUUCAUUUGAAUUUCCUCACGGAAUGUUUUGAUUUUUGUACCGAUGAAGAUUUGGAUAAAUCUAAACGAAUACGUUUAAUACGUCUGAGACAAAAUCGUGUACCAGGAUUUGAAAAUAUUAUUAUACCAACAUUUGUAAAAUAUAUUCCUGAUGAAAUAUUUGAUUCAUUAAAUGAGAAGAAAGACUUCGAUGAUGAACAGAGUAUUCUAUUUAAAGGCAUGAAAGCUUUCAAAGAAAAGCGUAAAAUCUAUAUUGAGAAGAUUAAAUCAGAAGUGAAUCAACAUUUUCAAGAUGCAUUAAAUAAAAAAUCCCUACGUGAAAUUGUAAUUGAAGAAGAAAUACCGAAUAUUUUAUUCCUAUUGCCAUUUUUCAAACGAUUAUUCCAACCGAAACGUCCGCUAAGACCUAGAUAUGAAGAACGUCGACGUAUUGGUCCACAAUAUGUUCAAGAUUCUGGUCUUGAAUUAAUUGUUACUAUACAAGGUGCUUAUAAUUUACCAAAUCGAUCUGCAAGACGAUUGGAUCAGUCAAAUUAUCAUAAUAAAACUGAGAAUAUUAAUGAACCUUUAAAACCAUUCGCUGUGAUACGAUUUCAACAGAAUGAACGAUCAACUAUUCCAUCAGAAGGUAGAAAUCCUUGCUGGAAUACAGAAUUUCGAUUUCCAUUUUUUUUAUCAUCGGAACAUUCAAAGUUGGAAACGAUGAAUGAUCCAAUUAUUAUCAAUGUCUAUGAUCAAGUGACUUUCAGUCAAACUGAUUCAACUCAAAAUGAACCUGCUUCACAUAUUAUACAACGUAUAGAACAUCGUUUGAUUGGUUCAAUUGAAAUACCUUUGUCAACGGUUUAUUUAAAUACUAAGAUUAGCGGUAAAAUCAAUUUAUCAAUUCCGAUAAUAUUACAAGGCUAUGAGACUAUCAAUCCUGUCAAAUCAUCCAUUCGACCAAUGAUUGAUGUUUUAAUGACAUUGGAACCAUUGAUUUUCCCGCCAUCUGCAUUAAUUGAUACAUUUAUCUCAAUUGAAUCCACUGAAAUACAAACAAUUCUAUCGAAAUGGUAUCACAAAUUAUCCAAGCAUAAAUUUAUGCAUGAAAGACAAUUUAAACCGUUAGUUAUGAAUUCUGAUUGUCAAGAAUUAUUGAUGAAUCGUUUUUUAACAGCACUUAAUCCUCCAGAGGAAUUCUUACCAGGAAUAAAGAAUAAUUUGAGUAUAUCCGAAUCGAUGCUACGUUUAGCUCGUUACGUGUCUCUAAUUCCAUAUGAAUCAGAUGUGGCAUCAUUUCCUGGAUUGACACAAGUUUGGUGUACAUGUGAUCAAUUUUUAAGUAUGUUAUGUGGUGAUGAAGAAGAACAUGCAGUAUUAUUAGCUUGUUAUUUUAUGUACAUCAUGAAAUAUGCUAGUAGUAGUGGUACAGUGGAGAAUCAUAAUGAAGAGACUACAACAACAAUGAAUGAUGCUAAUAAUAAGCAGACAUACGAUCAGUCAUCAAUCAAUUCAAUCUAUUUAUGUAUUGGUGAAGCGAUUCCUGAAGGUCGUACUGUUUAUGUAUUGACUGAAGAUUAUAUAUCAACUAAACAGACUAACAAUCUUGUUGGUUGGCGUGUAUGGAAUCCUGUCACUGGUCAACAUUAUUCAGUUCAUGAUGUAAAUAGUCCAUUACGUUCUGUUUGGGGAUUGGUUAAUUUAGAGAAUAUUUUAGCUAAUGUUCAAUCCAAACAUGAACCAUGGGAAUUAGUUUGGGAUUUAAAAUCAAAAAAACAUUGGUUACCGGUUUUUGAAGAGAAAACCCUAUUGAAUCGUGAUAGCACAACGAGUAGUUAUGGAUCUACUAGUUUACCACAAACUAUACAACCAGAAAAAUUAAUUUAUGUUAAUUUAGAACAACAUGAAGUGGAUUAUAUUAAAUUUGAAUUAGAAACUGUAUUAAGAGAUGCUUUGAUGGAUUGGCGUAAGACAAAAAUAACAAAACUUAAUUAUGAAUAUAUGAAAGAUUUUAAUAAAAUGCUUGAAAAUUUAGAAAAAAAUAAUGGCGCCUACUAUGAUGGUUUGAAUCAAUUACUUGAUCGAAUUUCCAGUAAAUAUUACAUUUAUGGAUUCCCAAUGAAUUUCUCAUAUAUGGAACCAGAUGAAAUUAUUGCACGUGUUAAAUCGAAAGGUAUUCAUGAAUUAAUCGGUAAUCAACAAUUUACACCGACUGAUUUACUAGAACAACAAAGAAGCCAAUUCAUACAACAGCGUAGUUCAAUAAUGAGUUUUUCAAAACCUACACUAAAUAAUGGCUCUGAUUCAAUGUUCCAUUCUAGUAGACCAUCAUCAGCCUCGUUGAGAAUGUUACAAUCGGAUUCAAUGUUCAAUGUUCAAUUUGCAUUGAAUGUUUAUGUGAAAGCUUAUCCAGGACCAGUUCUAUCUAUAUGGAUAUAUAUGGCAGCAUUAUGGCGACGUAAUUUGACAGAAUUAUUGUAAAAUAUUCACAAUUCAAUGUUUUUCAUAGUACUUUGCUUUUUUUCUAUGACACCUAUUUUGUGGGUAUUUGAAUGAAUAAA